GACUGGUCCUCUCUCUCAACCCCACGCACUGCACUCGCAGCCCAUGCAACGCACGCACGCACGCACGCACACACACACACACACACUUGAACACUGAAACGAGGCAGACCUGGGAAACCGGCGCGCUUCAAUUAGCACUCCUCCAGCGGCUCCCCGGCGUGGACACUUUUAAUAUUUCAUCACAGCCCAGCCUGGAUUUCCCCCCCCCCCAUGUGGCUCCUUUGCGCAAAGAGCCCGAGCGCUGCGGAGGUGCGUGUUCGAGCCGCCGAGCUUCUCCGGGGGACGAACGUGGACGCUUGGUGAAUGGGAAGCGCCGACGCGGAGACAUCGCCACCUUCCCCCCAUCUUGACGGGCACGCUCGCCCUUCCGUCGGCGAGAUUUGCGCACACGACACCGGAGCCGGUGUGCGCACUGUGCGGGGCCGGGCGCGCGUCGUCUGGGAGGAGUAGGCGAAGGAUGGACGCGUUUUUCACGGAGGGGGCCCGUGUUUGGGUCCGGGAGAAGGAGCAGUUUGUUCCCGCCACUGUAAACUCCUGUGGGGAUGGAACCCUUGUGCUCACAACCGACUAUGGAGAGGUGUUGUACUUGCAGCAGGCCGAGGUUACCAGGGAGCAGGUGUACGCUAUGCACCAGUCCAGCAUCGAUGGAGUGGAGGACAUGUCAGCGCUGGCCGAGCUGCACGAGGCCGCCAUCAUGCACAACUUGUACCAGCGCUACAAGAAGGAUAACAUCUAUACUAACAUCGGCAGCAUCCUGGCUGCCGUCAACCCCUACAAGCAGAUUCCAGGUCUGUAUGACCCAGAGAGGGUGGACCUUUACUCCAAGCACCAUAUAGGGGAGCUGCCACCACACAUCUUUGCCGUGGCCAAUGAAUGCUACAGCUGCAUCUGGAAACGCCACGACAGCCAGUGUGUCCUCAUCAGUGGUGAAUCAGGCGCUGGGAAGACGGAGAGCACUAAACUGUUGCUGCAGUUCCUGUCGGUGAUGAGCCAGAAAUCAGCCGGGACUCCUCAAUCAGAGAAAACCACACGUGUGGAGCAGGCCAUCGUACAGAGCAGUCCCAUCAUGGAAGCGUUCGGUAACGCAAAGACUGUUUACAACAACAACUCCAGUCGCUUUGGGAAGUUCAUCCAGCUUCACUUCUCUGAGUGUGGCAACAUCCAGGGAGGCUGCGUCAUCGACUAUUUACUGGAAAAGAACCGUGUGGUGCGACAAAACCCUGGAGAACGGAACUACCACAUCUUCUACGCUCUGUUGGCGGGAGCUAACAAAGAGCAUAAAGGCCUCUACUUCCUGGAGGACCCUGCGGAAUCUUUUCACUACCUCAGCCAAUCAGGAUGUCUGAAGGACAAGAGCCUGAAUGACAAAGAACUGUUUAACAGCGUUAUGGAGGCGCUGAAGGUGUUAGAGUUCACAGAGGAGGAGAUCAGAGACAUGUUCAAACUGCUGUCAGGAGUCCUACAGCUGGGAAACAUAGAGUUCAUGACUGCAGGAGGAGCCCAGAUCACCACUAAGCAAGUGAUCAGUAAUGUCAGUGAGCUGCUGGGCCUGGACGCCUUCCAGCUGUCUGAAGUCCUGACUCAGCGAUCCAUAAUACUCAGAGGAGAGGAAAUAUGCUCCCCACUCACUAUAGAGCAGGCUGUGGAUUCCCGGGACUCUGUUGCCAUGGCAUUAUACUCCCAGUGCUUUUCUUGGAUCAUCCUCAAAAUCAAUCAGAAAAUCAAAGGGAAGGAAAACUUCAAAUCCAUCGGCAUCCUCGACAUCUUCGGCUUUGAGAACUUUGAGGUGAAUCGGUUUGAGCAGUUUAACAUCAACUAUGCCAACGAGAAGCUUCAGGAGUACUUCAAUAAGCACAUCUUCUCUCUGGAGCAGCUAGAGUACAACAGGGAGGGUGUUCAGUGGGAUGCCAUAGACUGGAUGGACAAUGCAGAGUGUCUUGACCUUAUAGAGAAGAAACUGGGCUUGUUGGCACUAGUGAACGAAGAGAGUCGAUUCCCCAAAGGAACAGACUUCACUCUGCUGGAGAAGCUGCACAGCAGACACUCGACAAACCCUUACUAUGUCAAGCCCAGACUCGCUGAUCAUCAGUUUGGUAUUAAACAUUAUGCAGGGGAGGUGUUGUAUGAUGUCAAAGGAAUCCUGGGGAAGAACAGAGACACCUUCAGAGACGACAUCCUCAACAUGCUCAAGGACAGCAGACUGGACUUCAUCUACGACCUGUUUGAGAAGGUCGGCAGCAGGAACAACGAGGAGAAGAUGGGAACAGCCAGACGCAAACCUACUGUGAGCUCCCAGUUCAGGGACUCCCUCCAUGCUCUAAUGGCAACUCUGAGUGUUUCCAACCCUUUCUUCAUUCGUUGCAUUAAACCCAACAUGGAGAAGAAUCCAAAUGUGUUUAGCCCGGAGGUCGUCCUGAACCAGCUCAGGUAUUCUGGGAUGCUGGAGACUGUGAAGAUUCGUCGUGCGGGGUUCCCCGUCCGCAGAACUUUCAAAGACUUUUUCUCUCGGUAUAAGAUCAUUAUGAAAGAAAAAGUACCAGCAGCUGGAGAUGAUAAAAAAAGGAGUACAGACCUUCUUCUUAAAUACGACAAGACCAAGAAAGAGUGGCAGUUAGGCAAGACCAAGGUGUUUAUGAAAGAGGCUCUGGAGCAGCGUUUAGAGAAAGACAGGGAUGAAGUCCGCAGCCAAGCUGCUAUGCUAAUCCGAGCCCACCUUCUCACUUUCUCUGCCAAGAAGUACUUCAAGCGUGUACGUGCUGGUGUCGUCACCCUCCAGAAACACUUCCGAAAGCACAUCCAACGCAGGCGUUACGUGAAGCAGCGUAAGGCAGUUCUGGUGCUGCAGAAGCACAGACGAGGUCAGGUGGCGCGUUCCCGUGUUCGUAAACUCAGAGAGGAGAUUGACAAGAAGAGUGAGGUAGAGCAAAGGGAUAAAGAGGAAGUAGAUAAGAAAUCACUUGGUGAAGGGCAGCAGGAGGAAGAGAGCGAAGGAGCUGAGGCGAAAGCAACGUCAGCAGAGGAGGAGGCCCGGCAGAUGGAGGAGAUCCUGCAGUUGGAGAGGGAGAUCGAGCGCUUGCAGAAGAAAAGAGAAGAUGAGGUCUCGCAGCUGUGCGAGUCGUCCAAACAGGAGCUGCAGCUGCGCCGGGACGCUGAGCUCAAGCGGAUGAAGAAGGAGGCGUCUCGCAAGGCCACAGAGCUUAUCGACCUCCUGAGCUUUGGAGGCGUGGAUCCUGAGCUGGUAGCAGCGGGAGGUAAGCCUGCUGCCAAGGUGAAAUCUCCCAAAGGGGCAAGUGCAUCUAGAGGUGCCUCCAAAGAGGAGGAGGUAGAUGAGGGCUUCCAUGCUGAGGAGGAGUGCAUCCCUCUCCCAGACUUUCCUCCUCCUGCUGAGACGGAUGCUCCUUUGGAUCAGGACAUAUUUGUUCACCUCCCUCCUCCCCCACCCGCCUUUGCUGAGGGGACAGUGCCUCCCGCACCACCUCCUCCACCUCCUCUGGCCACAGACGGUGUACCUGCCACUGGAAUUCCUCCCCCUCCUCCCCUCCCUCCACCUGGAGAUGACUCAGGUGUCCUUUCACCUCCUCCACUGCCACCACCCCCACCUCCUUCAGGAGAGGAGGAGAAGAAGGAGGCAGCCAAGGGGGAGCCGGAGAGGAAGGUGAGCAUGGUGGAGAGCCUGGGGGACGGCGAGGAGCCGAUCUACAGCAUGCCGGCCGACACCGAAUCAGAUUAUGACCAGGAGGAGGAGGAAGGCUCCGUCACUGCCGGAGACGACGGCUCCGUGUCCGGGAGCAACCGCGGGAGCGCUGCAGUGGCGGACGAGGAGCACCCGAGGAAGUCGACCUGCACCAACGCCAGCAUCGAGUCCUACAGAGGCAGCUCCGACUCUGUGAGGACACACACUCACACGCAUCCCCACACGCGUGCACGCAGACAUUAUGCAGACAGUGACGAUGAGCAUGAUGGGAUGAUGGACACGGAUGAAGAAGUGACAAACGGCAGAGUGACUUUGCUUAACGGAAAUGGACCACCAUAUUUCCAUGGCUACCUCUACAUGAAAGCUGGGCUGAUGAUCCCGUGGAGGAGGCGUUGGUGCGUGUUAAAAGACGAAACCUUCAUGUGGUUCCGGUCCAAACAAGAGUCUCUGAAGUCCGGCUGGCUCUACAAGAAAGGAGGAGGCCUCUCCACUCUCUCACGGAGGUUAAACUGGAAGAUGCGCUGGUUUGUACUGAGGGACAACAAGCUGAUGUACUACGAGAACGACAGCGAGGAGAAGCUGAAGGGAACCAUCGACAUCCGGGCUGCAAAGGAGAUCAUGGACAAUCACGAAAAGGAGAACGCUCUGAACAUCGUGACAGAUGAGAGGACCUAUCAGGUGUUCGCGGAGUCACCAGAGGAUGCAAGUGGGUGGUUCAAUGUCCUCAGGAAAGUGCGUGUGUGCACUCCUGAGCAGCUGAUGGAGAUGUCCCAUGAACAGGCCAACCCCAAAAAUGCUGUGGGGACUCUUGACGUUGGCCUGAUUGACUCUGUUUGUGCAUCAGACAACCCAGAUCGGCCCAACUCUUUUGUCAUCAUUACUGCCAAUCGCGUGAUCCACUGCAACAGUGACACACCAGAGGAGAUGCAUCACUGGAUCAGUCUGCUGCAGAAGCCCAAAGGAGACGCCAGGAUCGACGGGCAGGAGUUCCUUGUCAGAGGUUGGCUGCAAAAGGAGAUGAAGACGAACGCCAAGAGCACCUCGCUGAAGCUGAAGAAGCGCUGGUUCGUUUUGACCCACAACUCGCUGGAUUACUACAAGAGCUCAGAGCGAAACUCCUCCAAGAUGGGAACUCUGGUCCUGAACUCCCUCUGCUCCAUCAUUCAGCCGGAUGAGCGAGUGCACAGGGAGACAGGUUACUGGAACAUCAUAGUGUACGGGAGGAAGCAUUCGUACCGCCUCUACACCAAGAUGCUGAACGAGGCCAUGAGGUGGACGGCUGCUAUACAGGGAGUCGUCGACAGUAAGACCCCCAUAGAAACUCCAACUCUGCAGCUCAUCAGAGACAUCAAGGAAAACAGUGUGAACCCAGACAUAGUCGAGCAGAUGUACAGGAGGAACCCCAUCCUUAGAUACACCCAGCAUCCUCUUCACUCCCCUCUGCUGCCGCUCCCUUACGGAGAGGUCACCAGCUUACACAGGCAGCAGGGCUAUGCCAGUCUGCAGGAUGAGGCGGUGCGUGUGUUCAACUCACUGCAGGAGAUGGAGACUCUGGCAGACACGGUGCCCAUCAUUCAGGGCAUCCUGCAGACCUGCCAGGACCUGCGCCCUCUCAGGGAUGAGGUAUAUUGUCAGGUGAUCAAGCAGACCAAUCAUGUGCCUCAGCCUAACAGCCCAGCCAAUCGGGCACACUGGCACCUGCUCACCUGCAUGAGCUGCACCUUCUUACCCAGUCGAGUCAUCCUCAGAUACCUCCGAUUCCACCUCAAGAGGGUACGCGAGCGCUACUCUGGCACAGACAUCGAGCGCUACGCCAGCUUCAUCGGGGAAUCCCUGAAGAAGACCAAGACUCGUGAGUUUGUUCCCUCUCAGGAGGAGAUCGCCGCCCUGCUGGUGAGACAGGAGAUGAGCACCACCGUCUACUGCCAUGGAGGAGGCUCCUGCAAGAUCUCCAUCAAUUCUCACACCACAGCUGGAGAGGUUGUGGAGAAGCUGAUCAGAGGCCUGGCCAUGGAGGAGAGCAAGAACCUGUUUUCUCUGUUUGAACACAACGCCUGCACUGACCGGGCUCUGGAGAGCAGAGUGAUCGUGGCAGAUGUCCUGGCCAAGUUUGAAAGAUUGGCAGGUAGUGAAGAAGAGGAGGAGGAAGGAGAGUGGAAACUCUACUUCAAACUCUACUGCUUCUUGGAUGUGGAGAGCAUGCCCAAAGAGGGAGUAGAGUUUGCUUUCAUGUUUGAACAGGCUCAUGAGUCUCUGAUAAGCGGUCACUUCCCGGCCUCAGAGGAGACUUUGCAGCACCUGGCGGCUUUACGUCUCCAGUAUCUCCAUGUCGACGGGGCAGGCCGGGCCGGGUGGAGUCUGGGAAGUGUUUAUCCAAUUGGACGUCUCCGCAAUCGCAUCCUCCACUCCACCAAGCCGGGCGUGGGGGCUGGGGGUGGAGCUGGAGGGGGCGGAGGAGGAGGAGCAGGAGACGGUAAGGGCUUGGUGGGUGGACAAGGAGGCGUCGGCACCGGGGCAGAGAAACGAAAGACCCCCAGCUUCCUGGAUGGAACCCUGAGGAGGAGCUUCAAGACGGGGUCACUGAAGAAGCAGAAGGUGGAGGAGGAGCAGAUGUUGGAGAUGUGGGUGAAGGAGGAGACGUCUGCCACUCGGACCAGUGUCCUGGAGAAGUGGACCCGGCUGCAGGGAAUGCCCCAGCACCAGGCAAUGCUGAAAUACAUGAGCAUCAUUAAGGAGUGGCCCGGAUACGGGUCGACUCUGUUUGACGUGGAGUGUAAAGAGGGCGGUUUCCCUCAUGACCUGUGGCUCAGCGUGAGCGCUGACAACAUGUCCGUUUAUAAACGAGGUGAACCCAAACCUCUGGAGACCUUCCAGUACGAGCACAUCACCUUCUUCGGGGCUUCUCAGCCCUGCACCUACAAAAUUAUCGUGGAUGAGAGGGAGAUGUUCUUCGAGACUCCAUUGGUCGGAGAGAUCACCAAGAUCAUGAGAGCCUACAUUAACAUGGUGGUGAAGAAACGUUGCAGCAUCAUGUCAGUGACCAGCGUCACCAGUUCCUGGGUCAGGUGAUCAGCACCAACCAGUCGAGAGCCCUCGGUUUGUCCAGUGGCAAACAGAUGCCGUGGCCGCCUGCGGUGGUUGGUUGUUUUUUUUAACAGAGGCAGUCGCACCAGCCACCUAAUCCUUGAGGUUGAAUCGAGAUUGGUGGGUGAGCGUCGGAAGCAACACGGGGGGAAAAGUGGACACGGAGGCCAAGCGCACACUCUCCUGGCCUGGGUUUCACUUGGGAUGAGGGAUCCAUUAGAAAAAUGAGCAUGACAAAUAAAACGACCUGUAUUUUGGGUUUCAAAUACACAACCCCUUCCACCUGUUUUAGUCCUGCAUGUAGGUGUUCAAGCACAGUCCAAACUUCUCUCUGCUCCCCGGACAAACAAAACUCUGUAAUUUACAAGCACAACUCCUCCGCCUCAGUCUGUCCCAGGUGGCUCCCUUCCCCCCCCCCCCCCCCAGUGCACUGCCAGACAGAAGGAAGUCACAAUUUUCUCAGUUAAACUUCUUUAUCACUCCUCCUCCCGACUCUCUCUCUCUCUUUCUCUUCGCGUGUCCUCACUUCCUGUUGCAUCCUUAUUUGCUAUUGGUAUUACGUUGCGAUGCUGAAUUCUCGUUCCUGCUUGCUUUCUCUCUGUUGUUCUCUCUCCUCUGGCUUUUACCUGUGACACCGUCUGGAUUACAUCCGUUUUGUGACUGAGAAAAAGGACUCUGAUGAUGAUGAAGGGAGAAUAAGCUCCAUGCCCCGGGGAAAAUGUUAACUCGCUGACUCGUUGGUGCCACCAUGUGGCCACAAGAAGAAAACACAGCCGAGGCUCUCCGCUCAUGUUAAAGUUGACACUAAAGGGUCUGUGCAUGGUUCGCUACCUUGUGUGGUCGAUAAAGAGAGAACAAUAUCAACCAAAAUACUACGAGACAAAACAUUUCCCUAUCUAUAUCUACAUAUAUUACACACUGUGUAAAUCGACUGUAUAUUCACACACAUGUAAACAUAAGCUGAGUGGACAUGUAUCGUUUUGUACUGUAUAUCACACAAUAUAAGAGUUAUUAUUGAAUUUUCAGUGGCCACGUCACUGUACAGUAUAUAGAUGCCAUACUAAAUGCAAUGUGACACCUCUCGUGCAAAUUACAUGCAAGUGGACGGUGUUAAUGAUGAAAAGUGUAUGUCUGAAUUUGAUGCCAAUGCUGUACAUCAUUCACUGGCUGUGCCAUUAAUGUGACUCACAGAGACGCUAUGACGAAAAACACAGACUACGGUGGGACUGGCCAUGAUGGUGGUCGUGUUUUUACAGUGUUUUGAUGAAUUUAACCGUGUGUUGUCUGGGCAUCAAUCCGAGCCAUAACGUAUUGUAUAUCUGUGUCUGCUCAUUCACACUCUCACCUUUUUCUUUAUCUAAAAGAUCAGUGACUUAAACAAUAACGCAUAAAAGGCUCCAGAUUGUUUCCAACAAUGUGACUUUUGUUACUGAUAAAUCUCUCAUUACUGUACUGUAUGCCCCCUGUUAUCAAACCACCCUGAAGUGCUGUGUGUGUGUGUGUUGCGCGUGCGUGUGCCUGAGAGAGUGAGUGUAUUAAUGGUUUUAUCCACAAAUGGGGUGGGAAAAUAAGAAAGUGAGAAAUAAGAAAAGAGAAGUCAUUUUACUGAGUGUAUUUAUGGGAAAUAAGACGUAUUUACAUGACCAACCUUUGCAAAGAACGGUGUCGUGGUGUGAUUUUAAGGGGGAAAGCAUGGGAUUUUAAGGGAGGGUUAGGGGUUAUUUAAUUCUUAUUGUACUGUAUGUGUUGCAAGGUGUGUUUGGGAGGAUAUUGUAUUAAAAAAUAUAUAUAUAAUGGAUUUUUCUUUCAGUCUUGGUAACAAAAAGGAACAGAUAGGACACUGUGAGGAAAGGGGCUUGGAAAUUGCACUGGGAAUUCUGAGAGUCAUCACUGUUUUUGUGUGUGUGUGUGUGUGUGUGUGUGUGUGUGUGUGUGUGUGUGUGUGUGUGUGUGUGUGUGUGUGUGUGUGUGUGUGUGUGUGUGUGUGUGUGUGUGUGUGUGUGUGUGUGUGUGUGUGUGUGUUUGGACUGAAAGUGAAGUCACUGCUCUGUCAACAUCACCUGACAAUGUGGCACUGCAGGUAAACGACAGCGUCCCUCACGUGUGACACCUCCAGAGGCCGGGAGUGUUCCCCCAUAUCAACAAUCCCGUUGGAAAAACAUAGAUAACACGGAAAUAAGUCAAAAUGUCUAGACAAAAUUGGUUGAGCUAAAGUAUGUAAACUAUAUUUUCUAUGUCAAUGAUUUAAAUCAUCUCCCUAAGGACUUGAAGUGAAGUUGAACUUCUUAAGUCGUAUGUAUAUCUGCAGUGCCCCACACAGGGCUUUAUCUAGGACUUUAGAAAUACUGAGGUCAUGAGUCUGAGACCUUCCAGCUCUAAAAAAAAAAGUGUAUUUUAAGAAAGUCAUAUUUCUGAGUAUUUCUAUGCCUUUAUAAGACAGAGUUGUUUUGGUCGAGAUAUGGAAAAGUGCCAUCCACUUCCAGGUCAUGGCACUCUAAACCCAGAGGCCCUCAAGGCAACUCAUGAACUCAGUGUUGUUGGGGAAAUACUGAAUUAUUGGAGAAAGAAAGAAAGAAAAUAAGUAACACUACUACAUUUGUUAAAAUGCCCAAAAUAGAAAAAACAUACUGGACAUGACCUCAGUGUUUUUAUUUGUGCCCAUGGCCCUGACUAUACACACUCAGACAACCCACUGGGAUCCUGCCUGUAGCGUUAGAAUAAAGCAGAACUCACUCCGAGGUUCCAGUUUGAACUUUGGGUCAUUUUUAGUUUCGGCUAAAAUGAGUGCCAAACUAGGAGAAAGUGAAGUUUAUAAGCCAUAAUAAUUAAUGAGGAACCUGGAGCUGACUGUUGUUCUUCUUCUACACCCAUGUGGUUCUGUCUGUCACUGAUAUUACACUGAGCAGGAGAAGUUGCCCUGCAGUUGUGAUAAGUGUGUUUGCUAAAGUGAUCUGAGGUUGAAAUUGAAGUCAAAGUAAGUUUGAAGUAUCUGAUCACGAAUCUGUGUCCAAGGGCAACUUGAUCACAAAGGGUCCUGUUAUCAGCCGCAGGCGGCCAGAGUGGGGCCCGUUCUUACGUCAUAGAAUUUAUCAUCAUUACAUAGUGAAACAUUGUGCUUGUUUAAAAAGAAAAAAAAGAGAAAGAGAGAGAUAUGUGUUGUUCUUUUUUUUUUAUUUGUAACUGGCUUUACAAGAUUAUGCUUUAAUAAAUUAUUGGAAAUUGUCCUCUA
Scophthalmus maximus (turbot) is the source of this 10007-nucleotide messenger RNA. RefSeq names its product myosin X, like 1 (gene myo10l1). Lineage: Eukaryota; Metazoa; Chordata; Actinopteri; Pleuronectiformes; Scophthalmidae. The transcript is spliced from 43 exons. Gene Ontology annotation, biological process: signal transduction. The coding region runs from base 458 to 6763 and encodes 2101 amino acids. The record is from RefSeq and is a predicted model, not a curated record. Gene Ontology annotation, cellular component: myosin complex; cytoskeleton. Gene Ontology annotation, molecular function: ATP binding; cytoskeletal motor activity; protein binding.